Molecule: messenger RNA, 1149 nt
Organism: Oryzias latipes (Japanese medaka)
Lineage: Eukaryota; Metazoa; Chordata; Actinopteri; Beloniformes; Adrianichthyidae
Gene: ddrgk1
Product: DDRGK domain containing 1
Biological process (GO): negative regulation of IRE1-mediated unfolded protein response; cartilage development; protein K69-linked ufmylation
Molecular function (GO): ubiquitin-like protein ligase binding
Source: RefSeq, a predicted model, not a curated record
ACAAGAGAAGUGAAGAAGAAGAAGAAGAAAGGAAGCUACGUGUGUUUGAUGGUUAGCAGCUAGCUGUGAUCAAGGCUGUAAAAGAAACGGACAACCCACCUUUAAAGUUGUGGACAGCAUGGACGUGUUUUUGUACGUCAUCUCUGCCGCCAUCCUCGCGGCGCUGAUCGUGUUUGCGUUGAAAGUGCAGCGGAAAACUCAGCAAGCUGAUGACGAGCAGCAGAGGGGUGUGGCGCGAGCAGGAGGGCCUCCUCCUCGGGUGGUGGCGGCGGAGCGUGGAGCCGGAAUGCCUCGCAGGAGGAGAAACCUGGCUGCUGAGAUGGCUCACAGGAGAGCCCAGAGAGAGGAGUCGGAGGAAGAGGAGGACGAGGAGCAGCUGAGCGCUCAGCCGGCUGCAAAGAUAGGAGCCAAGAAGCAGAAGAAGCUGGAGGAGAAGCAGGCCAAGAAGGCCCAGAGAGAGGCGGAGCUGGAGGAGAGGGAGGAGCGCAAGAGGAUGCAGGAGGUCCGAGAGAAGGAGAGGCGGCAGGAGGAGGAGAGGGAGCGUCUGCUGGAGCAGAAGCAGGAGGAAGAUGAGAAACGAGCUAAAGAGGAGCAGGAACGACGAGAAGAGGAGGAGUACCUGAAGCUGAAGGCUUCCUUCGUGGUGGAGGAGCAGGGGGAAGAGGAGCUGCUUUCUGAGGAUCAGUCACGCCACCUGCUGCAGGACUUCAUCAACUACAUCCAGAACUCUAAGGUAGUUCUCCUGGAGGACCUGGCCUCCCAGUUUGGCAUGAGGACUCAGGAUGCCAUCAGCAGAGUGCAGGACCUCCUGGCUGAAGGAACUCUGACAGGGGUGAUGGAUGACAGAGGGAAGUUCAUCUCUAUCACCCCAGAGGAGCUGGACUCGGUGGCUCAGUUCAUCAGGCAGAGAGGUCGGGUUUCCAUCACAGAGCUGGCUCAGGCCAGCAACUCCCUCAUCAACCUGACGCCCCACAGUCGCAGCACCGCCUGACUGAUGGCGCCCUGCUGCAGGAGGAAGAACUGAACCAAGAACACAACAACCUGCUGGGAUCUUCACCCAAAGACCAUCAGAAGAUUUUAGCCAUUGAAUUGUUACUUUGGGAAAUGUAAAUGUAAAUUAUUUCAAAAGAAAAUCUAUUUGAAUCCAAA